CACUAUUGACAUUGUCAAAAAAGUUUUAACAAAUAGAUGUCAAAUGAUUCAAAAGAAAAACAAAUGUCUUCAGAAUGUGAAAUCCCGAAUUCUAUCGACAAUAACAGCAUUUUAGAUCCCGCUUAUUUACAAAAUCAACUCACAAUUGCAAGAAAAGAAAUAAAUAACUUGCGGCAACAACUGGCCACUCUCAAUCAUGUACAUCGAAAAGAACUUGAUAGCAUCAAUAGAAAACUCACAAAUUGGCAAUGCACUUCUUGCAAAAUUAAUCAAAACGCUACUUCACAGUCAUUUCCUAUUCCAAGUCAUGAUUUUUCAACAAAUUAUAUCGCAAAAAUCAAUACGAAUUUUCCAGAAAAAAGGGGCACUCCAAGACAACCUGGCAUAUGUAAAGAUUUGGCUGCCAAACUAGUUUUAGAUAACAAUGUUUUUACUAACCCUGAACAUUCUUUACAAGGUUUACAGGAUUAUUCUCAUAUGUGGAUAUUAUUUCAUUUCCAUAAAAACGAUUCAAGUCAUUUAAAAGCAAAAAUAGCUCCACCGAGAUUAAAUGGAAUUCGAACGGGGGUAUUUGCUACCAGGUCUCCACAUAGACCUGCUCCAAUAGGAUUAUCUUUAGUUAAAAUAGACAGAAUUAUGGACAGCACUAUUUAUUUCAGUGGGGUAGAUAUGAUUAAUGAAACUCCUGUAAUAGAUAUUAAACCAUACAUUCCUCAGUAUGACAAUCCACUGUACCUAAAUUGUAGUAGUAAUAGUAAUACUGCAGAAAGUUCUCCCAGCACUUCUAGGAUUGUUGAGCAAAAUAUAGCUGAAGAUACAAACAAUAGAGCUAGAGCAAACGCUGACAUUUUAAAUGAAAGAACAAUGGAUGGUGAAGAAAAUGAAAGAAGAGAUCAAAUUGUUGGUGCUGCUGUAGUAAAUAAUGGUCAUUCAAGAACAGAAGAAGUAUUUUCCACAAGAUCAAACCCAAGAAUGGGGGAAAGGGAAGCUCCAGAUGGAGAAGAAGAAGAACCUCCAAGAAAUACUCAAGCAUCAACACCAAUUCAGCCUGCAACCACAACCACACCAGAAGGUCAUAUCAGAGUGCCAUCCUGGAUUGAUCAACCUUUAGUUCCUAGAUUAACAGUUUUAUUUAAAGAUAGAGCAUUAGCCCAACUUAGCCAAUUAGGAUCAGAGGGAGAGGAAAAGAAAACUACAAUCACAAAUGUACUUAGAGAAGAUCCAAGAUCAGUUUAUUUAAGAGAGAGAUGGGGCAGCCAUUGCUAUGUAUUUAGAAUAGCAGAUUUACAUGUUUCUUGCAAGUUCAAUGACAAUUCUCACUUAGUAACUGUUUACCAAGUUUUUCAAAAUGAUACACCUCAAGGAGAAGAUUAAUUAAUGUUAUGUCCUGAAAAUAAGAGUUGGCUUUUUAGUAGAAAACUGUAGAAAAAUACUAUUUUUCUACAAUAUGCAUCCUAAUCGAACUACUAAUAAUGAUAUCUUACAAGAUUUCUUAAUCCUAGCAAAAAUUCGCUUUCUCUUUAAUAUAUUAAUAAAGGGCGAGAGAGGCACACUGUAUAGGACAGAAUCGGACAUUUUUAAAUUAAUACAAAAUUGUUACCCAGUUUUUUUUAUAAUACUGUGUUUAAUAGUAUCUAUUUUUUUGUUAUUUUUUGUAAGUUCUAAUAAAAUAGAAUUUAAAUGUA
This is a messenger RNA of Psylliodes chrysocephalus, 1685 nucleotides long. Lineage: Eukaryota; Metazoa; Arthropoda; Insecta; Coleoptera; Chrysomelidae. The record is from the annotation of a GenBank genome assembly.